UCCGCCUCCUCGCCUCCCUCUAGGUGCCUACCGCAUGCCGGGCAUUCUCGCUGCGCUUCUUCUUUAAGUUAGCGAACUGGCCGUCUAGUCGUGGUGGGAAAGGAAAAGUCGGAAGAGAAGAAGUCAAGGAAGAAUUCUGGGGGAUGGGGUUGCGUGACUAGACUACUUUUGUCUCCCAUGGGGUACAGCUGAGGCUUCCCUUGGCGUCAUUGUCGGUACGCUCGCAGAGCAUCGUGGGUAGGAGGGAGAUUCGGUCUCCCAGCUCGGAAAGAUGGCGGACGCUUUCGGGGAUGAGCUCUUCAGCGUGUUUGAGGACGACUCGGCCACCGCACCCGGAACUAAAAACGACGGAGAGAAGGAGAAGGGGAAAUGGAAGGGGCCGCCAGGGUCUGCAGAAAAGGGCGGGAAACGGUUUGAUGGUAAAUUACAAUCGGAGUCAACUAAUACUGCAAAAACCAAGAGAGAUGCAGAUUUUGAGGGCACAGAUGAACCCAUAUUUGGAAAGAAGCCUAGGGUGGAAGAAUCAAUAAAUGAAGAUUUAAGUUUGGCUGAUUUGAUGCCCAGAGUCAAGGUACAAUCAGUUGAAACUGUUGAAGGGUGUACACAUGAGGUUGCACUUCCUGCAGAUGAAGAUUAUUUACCACUUAAACCUCGAGUUGGAAAAGCUGCAAAGGAAUACCCGUUCAUUCUUGAUGCUUUUCAAAGAGAAGCCAUUCAGUGUGUUGAUAAUAAUCAGUCUGUUUUAGUAUCUGCACAUACAUCAGCAGGAAAAACUGUAUGCGCUGAGUAUGCCAUUGCAUUGGCCUUAAGGGAAAAACAGCGUGUAAUAUUCACCAGCCCAAUUAAGGCUCUGAGUAACCAGAAAUACCGAGAAAUGUAUGAAGAGUUUCAAGAUGUUGGUUUGAUGACUGGAGAUGUUACUAUUAAUCCUACAGCAUCUUGUCUUGUUAUGACCACAGAGAUUUUGAGAAGUAUGCUGUACAGAGGUUCUGAAGUUAUGCGAGAAGUUGCUUGGGUCAUAUUUGAUGAAAUUCAUUACAUGAGAGAUUCAGAGCGUGGUGUUGUAUGGGAAGAAACUAUUAUUUUGCUUCCUGACAAUGUCCACUAUGUCUUUCUUUCGGCUACUAUUCCAAAUGCCCGACAGUUUGCUGAAUGGAUUUGCCAUUUACAUAAACAGCCUUGUCAUGUAAUUUACACAGAUUAUCGGCCUACACCACUGCAGCACUACAUUUUUCCAGCAGGGGGAGAUGGCCUGCACCUUGUGGUUGAUGAAAAUGGUGACUUCAGAGAAGAUAAUUUUAAUACUGCAAUGCAAGUACUUCGAGAUGCUGGUGAUUUGGCAAAAGGAGAUCAGAAGGGGCGAAAAGGAGGAACAAAAGGACCAUCAAAUGUGUUCAAGAUUGUGAAGAUGAUUAUGGAAAGAAAUUUUCAACCUGUAAUUAUUUUCAGCUUUAGUAAGAAGGAUUGUGAAGCCUAUGCUCUUCAGAUGACCAAAUUAGAUUUUAACACAGAUGAAGAAAAGAAGAUGGUUGAAGAAGUAUUCAGUAAUGCCAUUGACUGCUUGUCUGAUGAAGAUAAAAAACUCCCUCAGGUCGAACAUGUACUUCCUCUUUUGAAGCGGGGAAUUGGUAUUCACCAUGGUGGCUUACUUCCUAUUUUGAAAGAAACUAUAGAAAUUCUUUUUUCUGAAGGAUUGAUAAAGGCCUUAUUUGCCACAGAGACUUUUGCCAUGGGAAUUAAUAUGCCAGCUAGAACUGUUUUAUUUACAAAUGCCCGAAAAUUUGAUGGGAAAGAUUUCCGAUGGAUUUCCUCUGGUGAAUACAUUCAGAUGUCUGGUCGAGCUGGAAGGAGGGGAAUGGAUGAUAGAGGAAUUGUGAUUCUUAUGGUGGAUGAAAAGAUGAGCCCAACGAUUGGAAAACAGCUACUUAAGGGCUCAGCUGAUCCUCUAAAUAGUGCUUUCCAUUUGACCUACAACAUGGUUUUGAACUUGCUACGUGUAGAAGAAAUUAAUCCUGAGUACAUGUUGGAAAAGUCCUUUUACCAGUUUCAACAUUAUAGAGCAAUUCCAGGAGUAGUAGAGAAGGUAAAGAACUCAGAAGAACAGUAUAAUAAAAUAGUAAUACCAAAUGAGGAAAGUGUUGUCAUCUAUUAUAAGAUUAGACAGCAGCUUGCCAAACUGGGUAAAGAAAUUGAAGAAUAUAUUCACAAACCAAAAUACUGCUUACCAUUUCUACAGCCAGGUCGUUUGGUAAAGGUAAAGAAUGAAGGAGAUGAUUUUGGCUGGGGAGUAGUGGUAAAUUUCUCCAAAAAGUCAAAUGUCAAGCCUAAUUCUGGUGAACUGGAUCCUUUAUAUGUAGUAGAAGUACUUCUGCGCUGUAGCAAAGAAAGUUUGAAAAAUUCAGCUACUGAGGCUGCAAAACCAGCUAAGCCUGAUGAGAAAGGAGAGAUGCAGGUUGUUCCAGUUUUGGUGCACCUCCUGUCUGCUAUCAGCAGUGUUAGGCUUUAUAUUCCUAAAGACCUUCGGCCAGUGGAUAAUAGACAGAGUGUUUUAAAGUCAAUACAGGAAGUUCAGAAACGUUUUCCGGAUGGUGUUCCCUUAUUAGAUCCUAUUGAUGAUAUGGGCAUUCAAGAUCAAGGGCUGAAAAAAGUCAUCCAGAAAGUAGAGGCUUUUGAACAUAGAAUGUAUUCUCAUCCACUUCACAAUGAUCCAAAUUUGGAAACAGUGUAUACUCUUUGUGAAAAAAAAGCACAGAUUGCAAUAGAUAUUAAAUCUGCAAAGCGAGAACUAAAGAAAGCAAGAACUGUCCUACAAAUGGAUGAGCUCAAAUGCCGCAAACGUGUUUUAAGGAGGUUGGGAUUUGCUACUUCUUCUGAUGUCAUAGAGAUGAAAGGACGAGUGGCUUGUGAGAUAAGCAGUGCUGAUGAACUCCUUCUAACUGAGAUGAUGUUUAAUGGCCUUUUCAAUGACCUGUCUGCAGAACAGGCAACGGCACUACUAAGCUGCUUCGUGUUUCAAGAGAAUUCAAGUGAGAUGCCCAAAUUAACUGAGCAGUUAGCAGGACCACUUCGUCAAAUGCAGGAAUGUGCUAAAAGAAUUGCAAAAGUUUCAGCAGAAGCCAAAUUGGAAAUUGAUGAGGAAACUUAUCUAAGCUCAUUCAAACCUCACUUAAUGGAUGUAGUGUAUACCUGGGCAACGGGAGCAACAUUUGCUCAUAUCUGCAAGAUGACAGAUGUCUUUGAAGGCAGCAUAAUUCGUUGUAUGAGGCGCCUGGAAGAACUGCUUAGACAGAUGUGUCAAGCAGCAAAAGCCAUUGGAAAUACUGAGCUGGAAAACAAAUUUGCAGAAGGAAUCACCAAAAUCAAGAGAGAUAUUGUAUUUGCUGCCAGCCUCUACUUGUAAAAAGAGCCAGUGAAAUGAAUGUGGGAUUUUAAAGUUUUCACCACCUGAUUACAGCUGACUACAUACAAAUGCUUACACAAGUAUUGAUUUGGUUCUUUCAUCUCAAGGCAGUCGUUCAAACAUUUUAAUACGUAUUAUGUUUAAAUCAGGCAUCAUGCUAAGAAAGCAUACAUUACAUACACAUUUGUACAUAAGCAUUACAUUUUUUUAAUAAAAAAAUGUACAGGUGGGCAUUGUUUUAGUGAAAGGCUUAAAGUUUUUUAAAUGAAUUCAGAGCUAUUAGAUAACCACUGUGUUAAAGGGAACUAUAUACACACAGGUAAAGUGGGCAUCCAAGAGGUAUAGCAGCAGCAGUCCCUUAAAGGCUUGUACACCAUGAAGAAAACGCAUCCUCUUGCCUUCUGGUUGCAAUCAUUUUCCUUUAGAAAGCGGGCCAGCUUGAUCUGAGCACUCUGCUACCUUCAAGGUUGGUGAUUGUUCCUAUAGUGAUUGCUUGUGGUUGGUGUUUCAUGCAGAGUUGUAUGAGAGUCCUCCUCUUUCCUUUCUUUAAAAGGAGAAUUUCUCUCCCUGAAGAAAUCUGAUACAUACACUACCUAUAGAGAACAAAUUCUACUUAGAAUGGGACAAAAGUAUUUAAUGAUGUAAUUUAAUUUUAAAAACCAUAUACAUAGUUGUAACAGUUUGCAAAAAAUAAAUAUAAACAAAAGGGGUAUGUUAAAGGGUACAGAAAAUUAGUGACCAACAGGAAGUUUUAAUGUUAAAGGAAAUUCUUCUAAAAUUCGGAGUUGCUUAGUUAGGUCUUAAGUACAGCUUUACUCUGUUAGCACUUAAGGUAUUCUUCAGUUCAUACAAAAAAAACCCAAAACGCCGUAGGCAUAGCCUUUUACAAAACUACAAGGAGUAGUAAGUUUUUAUAACUUUUAGGAAAAGCAGCAUAGUUUAUUAUCUGCUGUCUAUCCUAACAUGACUUAGUAACAUCGGUGUUCUUAGUAAAAAUUACUAAGCCACAGUAUCUUCCUUUGUAUAGUUUUUUUCAAUAGCACAUGUUUUCUACUUAUUUAUCCCAGUGUUUAUCAGUAUCAACAUAUAGGCUGCCGUCCUGUAUACUUACAACUAAUAUUGCCACCAGAGCUCCUUGAAUGAGUCCAGUUAGUACAUCACUCCAAUGGUGCUUGUAGUCAGAAACUCGAGAAAGACCCACAUAAAUGGAUACAGCAACAAGACCAAAUUGCAGUGUGGGGCGUAAGAGUCUUGCCCAGUCUCCCUUCAUCCUGGCUUGAAGGUAAAGCUAAUAGAAAAGAUAAGAAUAAAGAGUUUAAGAUACCAACUAGAAACUUUAGUAUCACCACACCCCUAAAGUGUUGGUGUUUGAAAUGAUUAAUAGUCAUUAAAUGUUAAUAGUCAUUACCAUUAAUAACCACUGAAUAAUCAGAGUAUAAAUUAUAUAUGGAAUAGGGCUUUAGGCAAGCAUUCUUAUGCUCAUUAACACCUGAAAAGUUAAUCUUUUUAAAAACCAAAACAGGGGCGCCUGGGUGGCUCAGUCUGUUAAGUCUGACUUCAGCUCAGGUCAUGAUCUCGUGGUUCAUGAGUUCAGGCCCCCAUCAGGCUUUGUGCUGACAGCUCAGAGCCUGGAGCCUGCUUUGGAUUCUGUGUCUCCCUCUCUGUGCCCCUCCCCUGUUCACGCUCUCUCUCAAAAAUAAACAUUUAAAAAGUUUGUUUUUAAAAAAGCAAAACAAAAAGUGCCCAAGAAACUUGACUUUUAGAAGAGUUUAUUACUGUAUCUAGACUACUUUUGAAAUUGUAAAAAAGACAAUUGUUGACAGCGCCUCUUCCUGUGUUUUGUGUUGUAAUUCUGAUUAAGAGGCAACUGUUAUCAUUAGUUCCAAGUCUUGGGAUAAACUGCUAGCAUUCUGAACACAAGGUUGUCCUUAUUCUGGGCCAACCUACUAAGUUUUCUGCCCUGUUUAUCUAGGGACUAAGUUUAAUUCAUUCAAACAGUUUACUUGACAGUUCCACAAUCCUCAGGUUACUUUAAAGGAUAACGAAGAAUAAAUAAUCUGUAUUUAUAAUACAGUAAUCUGCCUAAAUAAGUACAGGUUCUCUGAUCCAACAAUGAAAUACGUUUUCUGAUUAGCACCUAUACACCCUUUUAGUUCCAUGACUUUACACUAAUCAGGUGAGAAUUUCCCCUCUUCUCUGUCAGCCUGCCUUUGACUUUGGGUGCAUCCCUAAAGACUUGACCCCCUUUAAGCAAAUCUGGUCUCUCUUUUUGAAAAAAAUUUUUUGCCUUAUUUCUAUCUAGUAAGAAUAUGCCUUCAAAGUAUAUUUCAAAAAUUCUGUUUGAUAAUUUGUGAUUCAUACACUUAAUCAAAUGCAUUCCUCAGAAAACAAUGUAUGUUGGCUGUGUGCAUUGGCACUGCCUAUUUGAAAUACACACACAAUCCAUUCCCAGCUCUUUGACCACUGCUGUGAGCAUUCAGUUCUCAGCAGCUGGCAAAGACUCAGAGGUUAUCUAAUUUUAUCAAGUUUUUUACAUGGUUGUACAACAUGGUUGUAAAAGAACAUGAGUUGUUCAACUGAAUUGCACUCAUUAGCUGGUUUAAAGUCCUACU
This is a messenger RNA of Lynx canadensis (Canada lynx), 6012 nucleotides long. RefSeq names its product Mtr4 exosome RNA helicase (gene MTREX). The record is from RefSeq and is a predicted model, not a curated record. Gene Ontology annotation, biological process: RNA catabolic process; maturation of 5.8S rRNA. NCBI's taxonomy places the organism in Eukaryota, Metazoa, Chordata, Mammalia, Carnivora, Felidae. Gene Ontology annotation, cellular component: nucleus. Gene Ontology annotation, molecular function: RNA helicase activity; ATP binding; RNA binding. The transcript has 27 exons. Bases 272 to 3400 code for a protein of 1042 amino acids.